Eurypyga helias (sunbittern) is the source of this 975-nucleotide messenger RNA. It is a transcript of the gene TMEM177, whose product is annotated as transmembrane protein 177. The coding region runs from base 1 to 936 and encodes 311 amino acids. The transcript has a single exon. The record is from RefSeq and is a predicted model, not a curated record. NCBI's taxonomy places the organism in Eukaryota, Metazoa, Chordata, Aves, Eurypygiformes, Eurypygidae.
AUGGCAGUGCAGUUCCUGUGGAAGGCAUCUGUGUGGUUAAAGAAGCACAAGAUCACUUUGUUGGCUGUUUCUUGUGUGGGACUGUUUGGCGCUAAUCUUUCCUACCACGUGUUUCCUGAGCAGACAUUCAAACUGUUGCAUGAGUGCUGGUCAGAGGGGCAGCCAGCUGAGCUUUCACAGAGAGUCUGUGGUGUCUUUCAGGAUGUCCUUCAAGAUACUGAUGUGAAGUCCACUGAUUCCUAUCGAGCUUUUGCAGCUUCUGGCUUCCACCCCGUGAGUGCUGGAAUCCCCUGGCUGCCUGCAGGCUCUUUGGUGGGCAUCCCGCCUAAUUUUGAUAGCACAGCUGAGGAUGAAAAAGGAAUAGUCAACCAUGUUGUUGUGAUCAAUGGCAAGGAAGUAGACUGGGAGAGCAAAGAAGGUGUUGCUUUGAAGGAAGCUCUGACAUUUUCACUUAAAGCUCAGAAGUUUGCCAUUGCCAGAGAAGUUGCGUAUUUGCAGAACGGCAGCCCUUUAGCAAGUGCGGUUGUGGCUCCAGCUUGCUUAGCUGGGACAUUUUUCUGUGGAAAAAGUAUAAAGCUACUUCUGGGUUUAUCUCCUGGCCCUGUGAUACUUCGCAGCGUCUGUAACCUCGUAACUGCCGCUGGUGGACUGAUGUGCUAUUACGUUUCUUACGACGCUGUGACCCAUCACCGAGACUGCAAGGCUGACAGAAAGGCAGCUACUGUUUCCAAAGACUAUGCCAGAGGUGGAGUUGAAUUUUAUGAUAAAAUCUUGUCCUGCAACAGGAUUCUUCGUGGUCUGAUGGGCAAACAAGGGAAGAAAAUGUAUGCCCCGAGUGGAAAUCUUUUCCCAAGACAUUGGUUCAGAAUAAAGUAUACCCCGUACACUUACCGAAGAGAUUUGAUUGUUAAUAUUUUAAGAGAGCUCCAGGCAUAGGAAGGGAGUGCUUGAAUUUUAAACUUGUGAAUUAUGUAU